Messenger RNA from Iphiclides podalirius (scarce swallowtail), 963 nucleotides. The record is from the annotation of a GenBank genome assembly. NCBI's taxonomy places the organism in Eukaryota, Metazoa, Arthropoda, Insecta, Lepidoptera, Papilionidae.
AUGAAUAAUUGUAAAACCUCUAAAAUACCUGUAACGGUGGAAUAUGUUUUAAGUUCAAUACAAGAUCGGAUAAGCAAUGCAGAUGUGAAAACACUUUCAGAUGAAGAUCUUUUAACCUUGCAUUCAAUAUUUGGCGCUGUACUACAAAGGGCACUAGAUAUUUUGGAGAAAUACCCUACAUUUGUCUCCUACUGUACGGGAAAAACUCUUUGCAGCUUGUUAAAAGCAAUACAAUUUCAAGAGUGCGCCAUAUUUUGCGCUAUGCCAGAGGGUCUGAAGCUGACUGUGGAAGAAGGAAAGUGUGUACAAGCUUCAGCUUAUGUUCCAUCUGAUAACUUCACCGAAUACCAUGUUAGAGACGAUGUUGAUGUUAUGUUUAAGAUAAGCAUAGCUGUGUUGGCUGAAUGUCUCAACAUAUUUGGCUCGGGUGAAGAAUCAAGUCUUAAAAUGUACUAUAGGUGUGAGGGAUCUCCACUACUUUUAGUCUUGCAGCCGCAGUCCGUCCACAAUGUGAUGACGGACUGCGAGAUCGCCACCCGAACGGCGGACUCGCUGCUCGACCUGCGCGACGAGGGCGCGGCCGAGGUGGCCAAGCUGGUGCUGAAGGCGCCCGCGCUGCUCGCCCUGCUGGCGGACCUGGAGCGCUCCAGCGACGUGCUGGAGCUGCACCUGUCGCCGGAACACCCCAACGUCAGCAUCGUCACCUACGGGAUGCAGGACCGCUCAUGUAUAGACAUGCCGAAGUCGUCCGAGAUGGUGCAAAGCUUCAGCUGCGACGAGGCGGUGACCUUGAAGUACCAGCUCCACCACGUGCGACUGAUGAUGAAGGCGCUCGCUUUAUCAACGAAGGUCGUUCUAAGGUUCAGCUCGAACGGUCUACUGCUGCUUCAGCUCAAAUUGGAAAAAGAGGACCAGAGGCAGAUGUUCUCCGAGUUCUACAUCGUACCUUUAUUGGAUGAUUAC